Molecule: messenger RNA, 1869 nt
Organism: Gastrolobium bilobum
Lineage: Eukaryota; Viridiplantae; Streptophyta; Magnoliopsida; Fabales; Fabaceae
Product: probable L-cysteine desulfhydrase, chloroplastic
Exons: 2
Coding region: 132-1463 (443 amino acids)
Source: RefSeq, a predicted model, not a curated record
AGUUGUGUCUCUCUUGUCCCUAAUCUCACUCUCUUUCGCUUUCUCGUAUGGUGUUCUUGUUCCAAUUCCUGUUCCUGUUCUGGAAUUGUCAUCUUCACCUUCACCACUGAACUGAACUGAACUCUCCAAUAAUGGCAUCCAACAACAACCACGUGGAGGAACAGAACGGUUCCGCUCUUUCUCACAUAACCAAAAAGCCAAAACUGUCUAUCAUCACUCCAUCGGAGAUUGAAUCGGAGUUUUCUCACCAUGACCUCUCCGUUGCUCGGAUUAACAACGGAAGCUUCGGUUGCUGCCCCGCCUCCGUCAUCGCCGGCCAACAACAGUGGCAGCUGAAGUUUCUCCGGCAACCCGACCAUUUCUACUUCAACGAACUCAAACGAGGGAUUCUUCAAUCCAGAACCAUAAUCAAGGAAAUGGUCAACGCUCAACACGUGGAUGAGAUCUCCAUCGUCGACAACGCCACCACCGCUGCCGCCAUCGUUCUUCAGCACACCGCUUGGGCCUUCCGAGAAGGAACAUUCCAGAAAGGUGAUGUUGUCCUCAUGCUUCAUUACGCUUAUGGUGCUGUCAAGAAGUCCAUUGAGGCCUAUGUGACGCGUGCUGGAGGUAAAGUUGUUGAAGUUCCUCUCCCUUUUCCUGUGAGUUCUAACGAUGAGAUUAUUACUGAGUUUAGGAAGGCAUUGGAGAGUGGAAAGGGUGAUGGUAAGAGGGUUAGGCUAGCUGUGAUUGAUCAUGUUACUUCCAUGCCUAGCGUUGUUAUUCCUGUGAAGGAAUUGAUUCAGAUUUGCAGGGAGGAAGGGGUUGACCAGGUUUUUGUGGAUGCUGCUCAUUCUAUUGGGUGUACUGAUGUUGAUAUGAAAGAGAUUGGUGCUGAUUUUUACACCAGCAAUUUGCAUAAGUGGUUCUUUUGCCCACCUUCCAUUGCAUUCUUGUACAGUCGCAAGUGUUCUGAUUUGCAUCAUCCUGUGGUGUCUCAUGAGUAUGGCAAUGGGUUGGCUGUAGAAAGUGCUUGGAUUGGGACAAGGGAUUAUAGUGCUCAGUUGGUUGUUCCUGCGGCUUUGGAAUUCGUUAAUAGAUUCGAAGGUGGUAUUGAAGGGAUCAAGAGGAGGAAUCAUGAUGCUGUUGUGGAGAUGGGACAAAUGCUGUCCGAAGCUUGGGAAACUCAUCUUGGGACACCUCGACAUAUGUGUUCUAGCAUGAUCAUGGUUGGUUUGCCUGCUUCUUUGGGGAUUGCUAGUGAUUCUGAUGCUCUCAAGUUAAGGACACAUUUGAGGGAUGCUUUUGGAGUUGAAGUCCCCAUAUACUAUCGACCUCCCAGAGAUGGGGAAGUUGGGCCACUAACUGGAUAUGCACGAAUUUCUCAUCAAGUCUACAACAAAGUUGAUGACUAUUACAAGUUCAGGGAUGGAGUUAACCAACUUGUCCAAAGUGGCUUCACUUGUACUCUUCUUUCGGAAUGAAGAGUUGAGAGGUGUUGGUGUCGUCUUUAUGAUGAAUAAUAGCAACGGUUCUGUGGUUGCUUGCAAACUUGACUAGUUCUGAUGGUUUCGGUACCAUGAACUGCAGGUUUUACCGAGAAACUACAGCAAUUGCUCAUUUUAGCUUUGCUGAGCAGAAUUCCCUAGGAUUAACUUCAGUGUUGUUGAGAUCUAUGGACUUAUUCUUGUAAAUAUAAUCGUGAUUCUCUGCCGGUUUAAUGCUUUUAGCCUUCAUUGCACCAAUUGAUGUUAUACUUUAUAUCAAAUUUUACAAUAACCUUGAAGUUUGACAUUUCAACUGUUUGUCUUUGUGAGAAUGGAUUUGUAUAGGCUGUAUAUAUUAUAGUACCACAUUGUGUAAAUAGGGUCCAAGAAUUCAAGUUGGUAC